AUGGACCCACAUGAGAUGGUCGUCAAGAACCCGUAUGCUCAUGUCAGCAUCCCUCGGGCUCACCUGCGGCCUGAUCUGGGGCAGCGGCUGGAGACGGCUCCUCCUUCCUUGGGGUCCCAGCCUCUGCCUGUGGGAUCCUGCACCUCGGAGCCCACCGGGCUCCUGCAGCCCUCCGAGGAGGCUCCAGGGAGCAAGGGGGCCAAGGGGACCACCCGGGUCCAGGGCCAGCAGAGCUGGCGGCAGCCCUGCAACCCCUACAGCGGUGGGCAGCGCCCGGCAGGACUGACCUACGCCGGCCUGCCACCCAUCGGGCGCGGGGAUGACAUCGCCCACCACUGCUGCUGCUGUCCCUGCUGUUCCUGCUGCCACUGCCCUCGCUUCUGCCGCUGCCACAGCUGCUGCUGCGUCAUCUCCUAG
Molecule: messenger RNA, 417 nt
Organism: Puma concolor (puma)
Lineage: Eukaryota; Metazoa; Chordata; Mammalia; Carnivora; Felidae
Source: RefSeq, a predicted model, not a curated record